UAGUACAGUAAACAGUCCACAAUGGCAUGAAUGAAUUCAUCGAUAGGCGUCUGAUUUGAAUAACCAGCGGUUGUGAAGAUUUGUUGUGAUUUAUUAAAAGGAUAUAUUGCAUUUCAACACAUGACUGGAUGUAGUGUUGACCGAAGGCACUUGAUGGAGCACAAAAGACAAGUUAUUUCGCGUGGUCUACACGUUCAGUGACAUUUCUGCUGUCCCUUUAAACACACAAUUUCGGAUUAUUUUGUAAGCCUCUGCAUUUAAGCCCAGCUGUCAGAGAUGGACGGCAUUGGGAACAGCAUGCAGAAGAAAGCUGCCGAGCUGGAGCGCUUGGCCGAAGUCCUCAUUACCGGAGAGCAGUUACGGUUGCGACUCCAUGAAGCUAAGGUGAUUAAAGACAGGAGGCAUCAUCUCCGCACCUACCCAAACUGCUUUGUGGCCAAGGAAAUUAUUGAUUGGUUAAUUGAGCACAAAGAAGCAUCUGAAAGAGAAACUGCAAUCAAGAUCAUGCAGAAACUUCUUGACCAGAGCAUUAUUCAUCAUGUUUGUGAUGAGCACAAGGAGUUCAAAGAUAUGAAGCUGUUCUACCGUUUUAGGGUAGAUGAUGGGACUUUUCCACUGGAUAACGAAGCCAAAGUUUUCAUGAGAGGCCAACGCAUAUAUGAGAAGUUGAUAAACACUGAAAACUCUCUGUUACAAGUACGUGAUGAGGAGGAGGUGCCAUACGAGCGGACGCUAGUGGCAUCAGAGUUUAUAGACUGGCUGCUGCAGGACGGUGAAACGGCCACCAGAGAGGAGGCUGAGCAGUUAGGACGCAGACUCCUGGAGCACGGCAUCAUUCAACACGUUUCCAACAAGCAUCACUUCAUGGAUGGUGGGCUGCUUUACCAAUUCAGGAUGAAUUUCCGCCGACGGCGACGAUUGAUGGAGCUGUUAAACGAUCGUUGCCGAAGCAUCCCGGAGAACCACGACAGCCCGUUCUGUCUGCGCAAGCAGGCCUCCGAAGGGGGAAACACCAGCUUCCUCUCAGUGAGCCCCACUAAAGAGAUCAAGGUGGUGUCGGCAGUGAGGCGAAGCAGUUUGAGCAACAGCUGUGGCAGCAGCGGUUACUAUAGCAGCAGCCCCACCCUUAGCAGCAGCCCACCUGUCCUCUGCAACCCCAAAUCAGUGUUGAAGAGACAAGUGAGCCCAGAUGAACUUCAGGCUCCUGGAGGACUUUACAUAAAGAAGACAUUCACAAUUGUGGGUGAUGCAGUGGGCUGGGGGUUUGUGGUGAGAGGAAGUAAACCCUGCUACAUUCAGGCUGUGGACCCCGGGGGCCCGGCUGCAGCUGCGGGAAUGAAGGUGCGUCAGUUUGUGGUGUCAGUUAAUGGACUGAGCGUGCUCAAUCUGGACUACAGGUCUGUCAGUAAUCUUAUCCUCACUGGUCCUAGAACAGUGGUAAUGGAAGUUAUGGAAGAAGCGGAAUGCUGAAGACAUGCUCUCUCUCUCUCUCUCUCUCUCUCUCUCUCUCUCUCUCUCUCUCUCUCUCUCUCUCUCUCUCUCUCUCUCUCUCUCUCUCUCUCUCUCUCUCUCUCCUAUAUAAAUGCUCUGUUGCGCUGGUGUGCUCAGAGAAGAGUGACCUCUUGAUUCUGUUCUUCAUUUUAAUCCAAACCAUUAUUUUUGACACUAAUCUAUGCUUUGACAUUCGUGCCUCACACUGGCUCCUCAUCGACUGUUACUUGACUGCUGUAACUGGACAUAUUCUCUGAGAUCAUGUGAGAAAGCAACUGCCAAAUAUUAUUUUGUAGCAGAUAUUAUUUAGAAUUGUAGCAAGUAAAACACUUGUGGUGAUUGAAACAUGUCAGUUCACACAUACUGUAUACUAAAAAGUAAUAUAUUUGUGCCAUUCAGGUAAGGGCAGAGCAUAUUGCUCUUUUUAACUCUGUUUUUCUUUAUUUAAAGGGUACCUGACUAUACACUAACAUUAUAUAGAUUAAUACUGGUAUUGGCUAUAUGAAUGUGAAAUUAAAAAGUACAAAUGUCAACUUUAAAAAAAUCUUUUGACUCAGAGGCCGGCGUUUUGUUUACAUGCAAUACUUAAUCAAAACCCGUUGUAUUAAAGUGCACCUAUUUUAUUGCUAAAAUACGUUAUUUUGUGUAUUUGGUAUAAUACAAUGUGUUCGCAUGGUUUAUAGUUAAAAAAACAUUAUUUUCCACAUACCGUACAUUUUUGUAGCUCCAGAUUUACCUGUCUUCCUGAAACACUCGGAUUUUGUACAAAACUCAUCGAUUUGAAAAGUCCCUGAUUGGUCAGCUAAUCUGUAUGUUGUGAUUUGCCUGAAGACCUCAGACGUCAGCCGGAAAUGUGACGCUUCUUACCAUGUUUGAAAGAUUCGUGCACAAUGCAAUGCUAACAGGAGUUAACUUACAGGCUGAGUCAAAAGCUGGAGGAAUUAUGAUAAUGUCGGUUUUCUGUACAUCACCAAUCCCAGGAAGUAAACUGUUGCCUACAAUCCGUGUGUUUGUUGUAGUCCAAGAAAAAAGAUUUACAUUGGAUACGAUAACUUGCGUCAUCGUUUACUUUGGGGUUUGUACUUUUUGCUUAUCGUUAACAUGUACUAAUACACACUUACACACCAAAGAAAAUGUAAAAUCGUGAAUCAGACGAUAGUUACAAGUCUUUAAGUAGAUUGUUAAAUGAUGUGAAACAGAAGAUGAGAGUUAUAAAUGCACACAGUCAUUAAAAAUACAUCAACGUUUUCUGUUCACCUCUUCAAUAUGAAACUGAGAGUAACAUAAAUGAUAAACAAUAUAGAAAACAUACAAAUGAAAGGGAGUGAGGAGUAAAACACAUGAAAAACUAUAUUAUAGAUACCAUAGUAUUUAAUAUAGCCUAGUAAACUGUAGUAAUAUUUUGUGAACUAGUAAUGAAAAUAUUUAAUGUUUUCUAUACAAAAUAUGAAGUAUUAAAGCACACAAGUCUUCAUAGUCAAGGUACCCUUUAAUGUUUUAGAGAGGCUGUGAUCUAUGUACAGGUAUUUUUUAAGUUUGAAUAAUUGAUCACAUGAUCUUAGUAUGAUUAGUUUGAAAUAACUACCUUAUAUAUCUGCCAGGCCUAUUGACACAUAAACUAAUAUACAGAAUUGACACAUUCAUUUAUAUGCAGGAGACGACCAACAACAGCACUUACAGACUUUCUUUUAGCUGAAACUUGAAUGUUUAAAUCUUAACGCACAUCUAAAAGAUGCUCUUGUAUUGUGUCUUAGUUUCUGUUUUUCAAGUGUGUUGUAUAACUAGCUAGUUUUUAUUUUCUGUUUGCCCAUUAGGCAACAAGAAGGCAAUCAAUGUAUAAUGUUCCUAUUAUUACACAAAAUAAUAUGGUUUUGUGUAUGUGUUACUGUUCUAACAUGAUAAAUAACAUUUUAGAAUAGUCACAUAUUGUGUUUAUACAGAUGUAAUAGAGUAAAGAUCAAUAAAUAAAUCAACACAAUCAUCAUACUUGCUUACUAAAAGUAUGUAGUUAAAGAAAUAUAGAGGAAUUAUUGACUAAACUAGUAGUCCUGUACUGUGUGUGUUAAGAACGUCUAGACAUGUGUAUUGUGUACAAAUACAUUACAAAUAUUGUGCAGGAAUCAAGAAAGUGUUCAUCUUCUAUAAUCUAUAGUGUGUAUUAUACAUUAUGAUACAACUUAAAAUGUUAAGUAAACAUUUUAGGCGAGAUGGUGGUUUUGCAAGAUGCUAUGUACUCAUUUGUAUUGAGGAUAAUAACACAACUACACUCUAAUGAUCUUUUAAUUAUACAAUAUGUUUUGUGCAUAGAAUAAGUACAACAAUAAGCUUGAAUCUUCUGCCUUAAUGACUCACAUCAUGCUGCUAAAUCUCACAGCGGUCACAACUUUACUGAUCAUACAGAACAUACUGUACCGUGGCCUCUUUUAAAGGCUGUUUGUUGGUGAAGAUUUCUGGGUGAUCUUGACAAUCAGCAUCCUUUUGUCAGAGUAGUCUGUUAAAUACGGAUGUAAACGUGCCACAUGUACCCUACCGGCAGGAUAUAAGCUAAUCGGAUGGUUCUUACAGUCUGUUUUUUUAUCGCUUUUUGUUUUAGAUUGAAUAAGAGAGAAUGCAACUGAGUUCAAUGCAUGUGUAUUUGUUUGUUUGUUUUUGUGAAAGGAGGAGACUCCCGGUACCGUAUCUGUAUUCCUCUGUGCAGCUCUAGAUGAAAAUUAAUGUCAGUUUGAUUAAUGUUUCAUUAAAGAUCUUGAUUUCAUUUCAGAA
Molecule: messenger RNA, 4254 nt
Organism: Misgurnus anguillicaudatus (oriental weatherfish)
Lineage: Eukaryota; Metazoa; Chordata; Actinopteri; Cypriniformes; Cobitidae
Gene: deptor
Product: DEP domain containing MTOR-interacting protein
Biological process (GO): G protein-coupled receptor signaling pathway; negative regulation of TOR signaling; intracellular signal transduction
Cellular component (GO): plasma membrane
Molecular function (GO): GTPase activator activity; guanyl-nucleotide exchange factor activity; protein binding
Source: RefSeq, a predicted model, not a curated record